AUGGCCACCGACCCGAAGGCCGUCCGUCGUUAUCAUGCUGGCGUCGAAAGGGCGCUAGGACUAUUCGAUGCUACCAACGAGUGGGCAGACUACAUCGCUUUCCUUAGCCGACUUGCAAAGUCCCUACAGGCUUCUCCACCCGAUACCGAUGUGCCCUUCAAACCUAUCUUGGCCAAGUAUCUCGCACUGUGCCUGAAACCAUCUCUACCGGCCGGAGUACAUCAGAAAUGUCUGGAAGUGUACGACCUCAUCUUUUCUUUACUGGGCAAGGAUGGCUUGUCCCGUGAUCUCGCUAUCUGGCUACCGGGCGUCUCCCAAACUCUCACCUUUGCGUCUUUAACCACGCGGCCUCUAUUCCUAUCCUUGUAUGAUGAUCAUAUCUUAAAGCUCUCCAGCCGAACAAUCAGACCGGCGCUUAGAGCAAUUAUUUUGUCCCUACUGCCAGGCAUCGAGGAAGAGAGCAGUGAGGAUUUUGACCGGACCCUGAGAACGUUCAACAGGUUACGUGAGAUUUUUGCCGAAGAUGAUGUUGAGGAAUUCUUCUGGCAGAGUCUCUUUCUGGCUUCAAUCACAAGUGUCAACAAACGACCAGGGGCACUUGUUUAUUUGACGCGAUAUCUUCCAAAGCUGGGACCGAGUAAUUAUACACCAGGGCAAGAUCCUAGUAAGAGUGGAGCAGAUGAUUCUAUGAAGCUAGCUAUCAAGUCUGUCACUACGCCAGAACCAGGCCUACUCGUGCGUUGCUUUGCAACAGGACUACAAGACGAUCAACAAUUAGUUCAACGUGGCUUCCUGGAUCUAUUGGUAUCUCACCUUCCACUCAAUGCUCCUAUUCUUCGCAGUCGGGUCAUUGCAGACGACUUAGACAUUCUUGUUUCUGCUGCGAUGUCUGUGGUGUUGAGACGAGACAUGAGCUUGAACAGACGUCUCUGGACUUGGUUCAUAGGCAGAGAAGAUAAGAGAGAUGGAUCGACCGAUCUGCCUUCUGAUGCUGCUGUUGAUUUAUCUCCAAUUACGCCCAGUCGAAAAGAGUCAUCUACAGCCUCCAAGCACGACUUCUUUGCCGCUCAUGGCCUUGAAUCUGUGAUUCGCAGUCUACAGAAAAUGCUGAGCAAGUCAGCUUCCUCCCCUGUGGAUAGAGCACGUCCCUUUCGAAUUAUGCUGUCUUUGAUGGAUCGGUGGGUUAUCGGAAGACAACCAGUGGAGGCCUUGUUUAUCACCGCGAUGCGAGACCUGCAACUGUAUCAGACUACCGCACCUUCUCAAGGCUCUUUCGAUGAAGUGUUUAGAAGUUCCAAUGUAUUCUUCGAUGCCAUCGAGCCUCAUGUCGUUGCGACUCAGCUAUUUCUGUUGCUUCGUCAAAGACAACUUGAUCUCAUCGAGUUUAUUGUGUCGAAUUUCAGUCUUCAAGAGGAGGAUAUGACAGCAACUCAUCUCCCAUUACUGUGUCUAGCCAUUUCAGAGAUGCUACUUGGCGUCCGUUUAUCUUGCAAAAACGAAACUCCCGGAAAGAACGACAUAUCAUAUGACAAUCAACUGGCGAGGCUGUUGGAUGGCUUGGUCACUCUGCUGCCUCAGCAAGCUGCAGACUCAUCAGGUUCACCAUCAAAAUCAGAACCAACAGAAGACAUCAUUUCUAGCCUUGAAUCCUUUUACAGCAACUCAAGAAGAAAAGCAAACAAGGUCGAUUUUAUCAGCUCAGGUGGAGCAGUACAGCUCGUACUCCGGAAUAUCACACUCUGUGUCCUCGAGUGCGCCGGUAAUCCCGAACGCCACGUCCUCCUUGCUCCGGUGACCAGCGCGGUCCUGAAGAUAAUUUCAAAGUCUGGCAGCCAAAAGGCACUCCACGAGUUGAAGUUGGGGGAUCGACUUGGAAGAGUUCUGCGUACAGAAACUAGUGCGCUUGGCGAGAGAUACGAAGUGACGAGAACCGUUUCCAGGAUAAUUGAAACCCUCCAUUCCUUCGAUGGAGGGGUGUCGACAUUAGCAGAGCACGAUCUCCUGUCCUUAAUACCUGUUUUGGUCUCUCAAUUAUGGGAAGUGCUUCUACCUAGCACUCCUCAGUUUCAUGUUGAAGCCGUCGAGCACUUCUGGAAUCUCCGUCGCAUAUCGGAAGAUUUACUCGUUGUUGAUAGCAAGCUAAUGGAAUUACUCUGUCUACAUGCGGAUCGGAUAAACAUUCUUGAAGACGACAUGGCGCGUUUCUCGACACUAUGGUUGCAUACUCGCUUCCCUGAAGUCACUGUGGACUUUUUCUCAGCUGAAAAGCGCUCCAACGAAGACGAAGUUCCCUGGUCAAUGCUGAGUCAACCUGUGCUGACCAUUCUGGACGGACUCGACGUCAACCAGGAGAACGACCCUCGACUUAUGUGGCUAAGCAAUUUGCCUUCAUUGCGACCGGUAUUCAAGAUAGUACACUCGGUGACCGUGCAAGACAGCUCACAACCACAACUUUUCCUGCUCGGUCUCCACCGAGUACAGAAAUUUGUGACUAUUGCUCGACAAUCGAGUUUGCAAAGAAGCGACUUCUUUGGGCCUGAAGGCUUCGGAGAAACUCUUCUAGAAUUUUGCACGGAUAUUUUAUCAAUGGCUGAGGCACACACAGUGGCUUCGAGGUCUGCGCUGUCAAUCUUGCGCCUGAUGAUAGACGAUGUUGAUAUUCGAGGAAAACAGUCUCUUAUUAACCUUCUCAUUCAUCAUUUGACUGGACCUGGUGAGGACGUACAGCUCCAAGAGAGUAUUUUGGAAACUUUGCAGGCAAUUUUCACGAAGUCAGUCUCCUCUGAGCCUCCACCUAACGAAUUGAUAUUGGUUCUUAUGGCUGGAAUCUCUUCGCCAAAAGUCGACUCAAUGAUCGAUAAAUGGAUCACUUUGCUUUGUAAUACAUUACCUCUGUGCUCUACACAGAACUUGUUCGCAAAUAUGCUGAAGCUGACAUCUUGCUUCUGUGGGAGUGUCAAGCGCAACUUUGAGCAUAUCCAACGGCUGUAUGGGAGGGCGGUUUCGAAUACUCACCUGAACGGCGAUUCUACCUCUCUUGAGACAAAGAACCCCGAGAGAUCUAUUAACAAUCUACUGGCUGGCUUGGAGUAUAUUCUUGCGAGAGCACAUACCCACCUAAGCGAUCAAAGCCUCGCCUCGGAUAAUUCGAAACCAACUACAGCGGAGGUGAUACAAUCUCGUGCGAUAGCCAACAAUAGACUGACUGUGAUUCUGUGCAUGCAAGAUACCAUCAAGCUUUGUGCAGAAAUAUGGGCAUGGCGCAUUCUCAAAAGAUCUACCUCCGCUGUAUCAGACAACAAGUCGUUCAAUUACAUGUCGUCGCGCCUGCGAACAAGGACACGAAGGAUACUUGAGCAUUUGGCCGAUGCUGAACCACAGGAAUGCUUGGAAACACUCAUGGGAAUAUGGGUGGAAGAGGUCAAGCGAGGUUCAGACCAGGGUGUUAGUCUGAACUUAAUGCAGAGCCUCGAUGGGGCACGACCCAAGUUCAUGAUGCCCGCAACCUUCAAUGCAAUAUACAACCGAACGAAUCCAGCCGCUCUAGAUCAGACACAAAAGUCAAGCUUAUCAGUUGAUGUCAAUGCAAUCGAGCUAAUGGCAUUCCUCAUUGCCUACGCGGGUGCUUUGGAAGAUGAUUUGUUGGAGGAAAUCUGGACUGACUGCACUGCUUUUCUACGUGAAGUGUUAGCAAACCCCAUGCCACAUCGUCAAAUUCUCCUCAGACUUUUAGAAUUCGUGGCUGUCAUGUGCCAAAAGAUGGAGAAUACCAAUUUCGGAGAAGUGCUUAAGAUGCGUCGCGAGUUGGCUGAUCUGUGUGCAAGGUUGUUUACAGCGAUUUUCACCAUCAAGCCAGUCGGGCUCGAAUCACUACCAGUGCGGUCACCCGAAGAAACGAAGAGAGCAGCCGAUGCAUUGACAAUUCAGCGAAGAAAUACCCUUUCCAUCGGCAACGCUAUUCAUAUCUUGUGUGAAUCGCUUCCAGUUAUUGGGAAUGUUCUAGGGGACUCAGACAGAGUUUAUUCGGCAUUUUCUGGCAUUGCCGUCUACAUCAGUGGUCCGGCACUGCGCGCAAAACAAUUUCCACAGACUGUUAGCGUGGACUUGUUGCGCUUGUUACGAUUAAUGUCUAAAUCGCAACCAAACAACAAGGUAUGGAAGAAGGACAUCUUAGAAGCGUACAAUGAUCCCAAAUUCUUCCAAACGCCGUUCCAGCUGGCGGAGGAGGGCUGGCUCCCACUCAUCAGACAGUCUCUGCUUACUGAUAAGGGCUUGAUGACUGAACUCCUCACUCGACUAACGCCACCUACCACAGCCGGCCUCAUGUUCGGUGUCGGAGCUACAGCAGCACGAACCGAGGCCGAUCGCAGGACACAGCUAACCUUGAAAAGAAUGGCCCUUCUCCUGCUUGCUGGCGACAUUGACACAUUUGGCGCCGACCUCACCCAAAUAAUGCGCAAGCUCGAAGAACUCCUAACUGCUACGGUCUCUUCUUCGCCAUCAUCCAGCACGCGAGGGGACGUAUACAUCCUCCUUCGUGCCAUGGUCAUGUCCUUCUCCCAGGCCCACUUAGUGGGCACCUGGCCGAUCGUAGACAUUGAGCUCCGAACGCUUUUCGCAAGCAUGCAGAAAGGCGGCGGCACUCCAGAGGACUAUGAGAGCUCCACGUCGACGACUUUCACGCCGUUCUCGCAACUCCAAGGCGCCAAACUUCUCGAUCUACUCUUACUGCUCAAGCCGGAAGAGUUUCAACUUCACGAGUGGCUCUUUGUCACCGACACCGUAGAUGCAGUCUACCCGCCACAUGACUUUACAUCGUCCGCAGCGGCGGAUACCAUUGCGUCGUCGAUCGGAGGAGGUAGCAGUGGCCACGGUGGGUCCAUCGCAAGUGCUGCUCCAUCGUCAGACGUCGAGCUGCCGAGCGCGGCGUCGAAGAACGAAGUCCGAAAGCCCUGGCUGUGUAACGAUCUGAGCCGCUCGGUAGACGAUAUGCAGACGCUGCUGCGUCCGUUCUUCCGCCAGUUGAGCAUUCAUGCCUUUGAGAACACCUACAGCCUCCAAGAGGUCGAUAUCGAGGCGUGCCGCAGAGACCUCCUGGCGGAUAUCUUCGUUGAUUGA
This is a messenger RNA of Exophiala aquamarina CBS 119918, 5118 nucleotides long. RefSeq lists its product as uncharacterized. Gene Ontology annotation, biological process: Golgi to endosome transport. Gene Ontology annotation, cellular component: endosome; trans-Golgi network. Lineage: Eukaryota; Fungi; Ascomycota; Eurotiomycetes; Chaetothyriales; Herpotrichiellaceae. Bases 1 to 5118 code for a protein of 1705 amino acids. The record is from RefSeq and is a predicted model, not a curated record. The transcript has a single exon.